This is a messenger RNA of Macroventuria anomochaeta, 818 nucleotides long. RefSeq lists its product as uncharacterized. Gene Ontology annotation, molecular function: hydrolase activity. The transcript has a single exon. Bases 74 to 472 code for a protein of 132 amino acids. NCBI's taxonomy places the organism in Eukaryota, Fungi, Ascomycota, Dothideomycetes, Pleosporales, Didymellaceae. The record is from RefSeq and is a predicted model, not a curated record.
CGACCGGUAGUGUAUCACGUCCACGGCGGCGGCCAGGUAGCCGGGGAUCGAUUUUUUCGAUCUCGAGUUCUUCAUGUCGCACUUCACACCCUCCAACAACAUCGUCUUCGCAUCCCCGGAAUACCGCUUAGCCCCAGAGUAUCCUGCGCCAGCGGGCGCUUACGAUUUUUAUGCCAGGCUCGUGUACCUCGUUUCUUACGCAAAGGAGUUGGACAUCGAUUCUAGCAAGAUCGUGCUGUAUGGAAUAAGCGGUGGAGCGGUAUCGGCUGCUAGUGCAGCGUUGUUGAGUAGGAAGAUGGGGGCCCGAAGUGUGCGGCGUUGGUGCUGGAUAUUCCCAUGCUCGACGACUGGUACACGCUUUACUCCAGUCCCAAUCAGUUUUGGGAUGGCACGACGUGGCCUGGGUGGAUGGACCAGAAGGCCUGGGACGCUGUUCUGGGUGAUGGUGAUAGGAACGAUCCUGAUGGUGUGAAAGUUGCUGGGCGAGCGGACAGUUUGGCAGAUCUACCAUUGACGUUUAUUGAUGUUGGGGAGUGUGAGAGUAUGAGGGACCAGGCGGUGGCUUUUGCGAGUAAAAUUUGGUGAGAUGGUGGGAGUGCGGAACUGCAUGUUUGGCCGGGCGUGUAUCAUGGGGGUGUAAUGUCUGAGCCGGGUAUGCCGGGUGGGGAGGAAAUGGUUAGGGUGCAGAGGAGCUUUUUUGGGAGAGUGCUAAGACUGGGUGUGGAUGAUGAGAAAGGCGAAGAGAAAACGAAGGUUGUGCUUUGACGAAGAGUAGCACUGUUUGGAGUAACGUUCGGCGGACUCUUGUGGUACAGGGC